AUGUUGGAUCAUCUUUUGCCGCUAAUUUAUCGCGAGCAUGCUGUAUUUAAAAACGCUGACAAGGAAAACUAUGGCUAUAUUAUUCGUCGGCGUUCAAGGUCUGUUUCUCCGUCAGCCUCCACUGUGUCACAAACUGCUAUACGCCCUCAAAGGCGCAGUAGCUCUUGCACUAAAAUGAAGAACAAUGUCGCUUCAACUCGUCGUUCAAAGCGCCUACGCGAAGCCUCUGAUGCAAAAGAUGAUAGAGAACAGUGUACCAAGAAGCGGGCGAUUGCACCCCCAACGACCGAGCCUAUAACUAGCAGUAGUCUCAAGCGUCGACGUGAAGCCUCCGACGACGGUAACAAAGUGCCAACAUGUGCUAAGAAACACAGGAUUGCAGUUGAAAAAAAGGAAUAUAAUACACGCAAGCGCAGUCUGAAGCGACGACGAGAAACUUCUAAUGAUAGUGAAGUGCAAGGAUGCCCUCAAAAGCACAAGGUUGAGCUUAGUGCUCUCGAUGGUAAGGAACCAAAGAAUGAAUCAAAUGAGUUGAUAGACAAAGACGCACCAAUUGACAAGCAGGUUGAUGAGGGUCAAGAACGAGAGAAAACGACGUUCAAGACGCCUGUGAAAAAGCCCCAGGAAGUCACAAUAUCUGCCAAAAAGGCGACCAAAAAAGUAAUCAAAGUAAAAAAGGUCAGAGAGGUCACGAAAGCAGUCAAAGAUGCAAAGAGUACGCCUAAGCGAUUGCCACUGCAAGAUAUUACUCAUCUCUACGUUAAUGGUCACACUCGCUCGAUCGAGGACCAGCGACGCGAAUCUUCAGUGGCUGGACUCACGACUUCCGUAUCAAUUCGAUUCUUUUAG
This is a messenger RNA of Plasmopara halstedii, 849 nucleotides long. RefSeq lists its product as uncharacterized. Lineage: Eukaryota; Oomycota; Peronosporomycetes; Peronosporales; Peronosporaceae. The record is from RefSeq and is a predicted model, not a curated record. The transcript has a single exon. The coding region runs from base 1 to 849 and encodes 282 amino acids.